AUGAAUUAAUAUCAAGAAGCAUUACUUAAAAAUUCAAGUAUUCUUACAUUUUUAAAUAAGUGAGGGGAGAAGAAAUUACUGUUAAUCUCUAAAUAUACAAUUCAACUGCUCAAUAGGAUAGACAACAAUUUUUUAAAGCAUUAUAAGAUUUAGCAAAUGAAAAAAAAACAAAAAUCAAUGAAUAAACUCGUAUUCUACAACUCAGAUUACCAGGUACGACAACCAUAGCUAAUAUUAAAUCAGAUUUGGAAAAAUAUUGCAAUCAAAAAAUAGUAAUGAAAUAUUUACUAUAAGCAAGAUUUUGAUGUGUGAAUCAAUGGUACCUAACCCAUUAGAUGUCAUUGGAGAUAUCAAAUGUACAACUUAAAAACAAGAGGUCCAUUUGCAAUUGUGUUCUUAAGUAAUUGCAGGAUGAU
Messenger RNA from Paramecium sonneborni, 416 nucleotides. The record is from the annotation of a GenBank genome assembly. NCBI's taxonomy places the organism in Eukaryota, Ciliophora, Oligohymenophorea, Peniculida, Parameciidae.